AUGAUUGACUCAACAAAUGUUAAAAAAGCUUGGGAAUCUGUAACAACUAAUAAUACCAGUAUCAAAAAUUAUUACGAAAAUCAAGACCAUCCAUAUAAUGAAAAAAUUCUAAAAGAUACUAUCCGAGCUCUCAUAGAUCAUAAAGAAAUAAUAACAAGAGCUUAUGAUCUAGAAAAUUAUGUAGAUUCAAUUGUAGAUGCUAUCUCUCAAUCAUCAGAAUCAGAAUCGUUGAUGACCGAGUCCGCUUCUGCACUUCAAGAUCAACAACAAUCAAAUGAAAGAACAAGUAACUUUCUUCCUUUAAAUGAACGAACCUAUGCAUGUCUACCUCCUAUAAUUACCUAUUCAACCUCCCCUAACUCGAGUUUUGUAAAUUUACCAUCUGUAUCCACAAGCACUGACGAUGUUCUAUCGCCAACUCCUAUAUCAUUCUAUCCGACCUCAUCGUCAACACUGACGUCAAUUUUAAACCCAACACAAAAGGCAAACGAAAGAGAACCAAAACAACCAAGUAAUUCAGACGGCGAAACAGUGGAUAUAGAAGGAGCUAUUAAACUAAUAACAGAAUUAGAUGAAGAAGAUAAACAAACUUUUCGAGAAUUAAGCAGGUUAAGAAAAGUAAGGAGUGAAUACGAAAGAGUACGAGAUGAGAUAAAACAAGCAUUAAAAAAUGCAGAAACAAAGGCGCUUGAAACUGCUCAACAGACCAAUAGAGAGAAUUAA
Messenger RNA from Acaulospora colombiana, 723 nucleotides. The record is from the annotation of a GenBank genome assembly. NCBI's taxonomy places the organism in Eukaryota, Fungi, Glomeromycota, Glomeromycetes, Diversisporales, Acaulosporaceae.